AUGGGCGGUUGGGCAAUAGCGGUGCACGGCGGCGCUGGUGUGGAUCCGAACCUCCCCACAGAGCGUCAGGAAGAAGCCAAGCAACUCCUCACUCGCUGCCUCAACAUCGGCAUCUCCGCCCUUCAAUCCUCCCUCUCUGCCAUUGACGUCGUCGAGCUCGUCGUACGCGAAUUGGAAACCGAUCCCCUGUUCAAUUCGGGACGCGGAUCUGCACUGACCGAGAAAGGAACGGUGGAGAUGGAGGCGAGCAUCAUGGAUGGCUGCGGCCGGCGUUGCGGCGCCGUUUCCGGCAUCACCACCGUGAAAAACCCUAUCUCCCUCGCCCGUCUCGUCAUGGACAAAUCCCCUCAUUCCUACCUAGCUUUCUCUGGCGCCGAAGAAUUUGCGAAAAAACAG
Striga asiatica is the source of this 396-nucleotide messenger RNA. NCBI's taxonomy places the organism in Eukaryota, Viridiplantae, Streptophyta, Magnoliopsida, Lamiales, Orobanchaceae. The record is from the annotation of a GenBank genome assembly.